Oncorhynchus keta (chum salmon) is the source of this 4335-nucleotide messenger RNA. Its product is annotated as hepatoma-derived growth factor-related protein 2. Gene Ontology annotation, cellular component: nucleus. The record is from RefSeq and is a predicted model, not a curated record. Gene Ontology annotation, biological process: regulation of transcription by RNA polymerase II. The transcript is spliced from 14 exons. Lineage: Eukaryota; Metazoa; Chordata; Actinopteri; Salmoniformes; Salmonidae. Gene Ontology annotation, molecular function: transcription coregulator activity; double-stranded DNA binding. Bases 159 to 3374 code for a protein of 1071 amino acids.
CUUUUAUUUUGAAGUCGAACCGCAUAUUUCCCCGGUUGUUUGUUAUUGUAGCUAAUUUCACACAGGUGAGUUACAUUCAAUUCCUGCUGCGAGUCACAGGCACGCCUUUACAACUCGGGGCCACUUGUUUUCUGUAUGAGAAGUAGUGCUGCAGCAAGAUGCCAGGCAAGGCAGCAGACGCGUUCCAACCUGGGGACUUGGUCUUCGCCAAGAUGAGGGGCUUCCCCCAUUGGCCGGCCAGGAUCGCCCGGGGCGAGAGCUCUAAGAAGAAGGUUCCAGUGUUUUUCUUUGGAACUCACCAGACAGCAUCCAUACCCACUGAAAAUAUAGUGACCUACGUAGGGAACAAGGGAAGAUAUGGGAAAGGAGUGCGCAUUAGAGGUUUCACAGAGGGAAUGUGGGAGAUAGAGAACACUCCUAGAGUAUGCAGCAAACAGAAGGUGGUUGUUACCCCAGCUAAAAAAGAGCAAGCAGAAAAAAAGCCAGACCCGUCCAAGACAUCUGCACCGGCCAAAAUGUCCACCUCCCUUAAACAGGCCCCAAUAAAGGCCCCUAAAACACAAGCGAAGACUAUCAAGACGGUGGCAGUGACGGCCCUGGGAAACAAGGCUUUACCGGGAAACAAGGCUUUACCGGGAAACAAGGCUUUACCGGGAAACAAGGCUUUACCGGGAAACAAGGCUUUACCGGGAAACAAGGCUUUACCGGGAAACAAGGCUUUACCGGGAAACAAGGCUUUACCGGGAAACAAGGCUUUACCGGGAAACAAGGCUUUACCGGGAAACAGAAAAACAUCUGCCGAAGGCCGACAGAGGAACGACACGCCGGCCAACACAAGAGCUGAGAAAAGGAAAAAGAUCGGAAUGUAUUCUUCCCGGGACGAGCCUGUCCUAGGGCAGAAGACAGCCCCGGCCAGUUCAGCUGUAAUCCCACCAGCCAGCAAGAAGACUAGAUUGACGGAGGAGAAAAGCUUGUCCACUCCAAAGAGCGAGAAGACCACAGAGAGAAAGAAACAGGAGGAGAGUAGAGGGAGGAAGAGGAAAAAGGAUGAUGAGGGAGAGAAGAUGACAGAAGAGAGAAAGAAACAGGAGGAGAGAAGAGGGAGGAAGAGGAAAAAGGAUGAUGAGGGAGAGAAGAUAAAGGAAGUUGGUGUUGAAGAGGGAAAGAUUGAAGUCAGUAAGAUGAGGAAGGUGGAAAGUUUAGAAACAGACAAACAAGUAAUCCACAAGGAAGAGGUUAAGAAGGGGGAGGAGGAGGCUGGGGUAGCAGUGAAGGGGAACGAAGAGGAGGAGGCUGGGGUAGCAGUGAAGGGGAACGAAGAGGAGGCUGGGGUAGCAGUGAAGGGGAACGAAGAGGAGGAGGCUGGGGUAGCAGUGAAGGGGAACGAAGAGGAGGAGGCUGGGGUAGCAGUGAAGGGGAACGAAGAGGAGGAGGCUGGGGUAGCAGUGAAAGGGCACGAAGUGAAGGAGACCGAUACUGUCACAGAGAUCAGUCCUGGUCAGGAUGAAGAGCGUCUGCGGCGUCUGGCGGCCAGGAGAGAGAGUGUCCUGAAGUCUCUACAAGGACUUCUCACUCGAAGGAAGGGCCUGAGAAGACACAGCCUUAAACCUACACGGACACCGAAAAAUGGAGCUGAAGAGAAGAAGAGUAGAAAGACGGGCGGGCAGAAAAGGGACAGAAAAACAGCGAGUAAGACAACAGGCGGCAAGACGGCGGACAGGAAGAAAACAGAUGAGAAGGUGGAAAGUACGAAAACGGAAGUGAAAAAAUUGGAAGGCAAAAAAACUGAAUGUAAGAAACCAGAACAAAAGAUGGAGAAGAAAGUGGAGAGCAAGAAAUCAGCGGAGGCUAAGAAGUCCGACUCGAGCCGGGCGGAGGCUAAGAAGUCCGACUCGAGCCGGGCGGAGGCUAAGAAGUCCGACUCGAGCCGGGCGGAGGCUAAGAAGUCCGACUCGAGCCGGGCGGAGGCUAAGAAGUCCGACUCGAGCCGGGCGGAGGCUAAGAAGUCCGACUCGAGCCGGGCGGAGGCUAAGAAGUCCGACUCGAGCCGGGCGGAGGCUAAGAAGUCCGACUCGAGCCGGGCGGAGGCUAAGAAGUCCGACUCGAGCCGGGCGGAGGCUAAGAAGUCCGACUCGAGCCGGGCGGAGGCUAAGAAGUCCGACUCGAGCCGGGCGGAGGCUAAGAAGUCCGACUCGAGCCGGGCGGAGGCUAGCCGGGCGGAGGCUAAGAAGUCCGACUCGAGCCGGGCGGAGGCUAAGAAGUCCGACUCGAGCCGGGCGGAGGCUAAGAAGUCCGACUCGAGCCGGGCGGAGGCUAAGAAGUCCGACUCGAGCCGGGCGGAGGCUAAGAAGUCCGACUCGAGCCGGGCGGAGGCUAAGAAGUCCGACUCGAGCCGGGCGGAGGCCAAGAAGUCCGACUCGAGCCGGGCGGAGGCCAAGAAGUCCGACUCGAGCCGGGCGGAGGCCAAGAAGUCCGACUCGAGCCGGGCGGAGGCCAAGAAGUCCGACUCGAGCCGGGCGGAGGCCAAGAAGUCCGACUCGAGCCGGGCGGAGGCCAAGAAGUCCGACUCGAGCCGGGCGGAGGCCAAGAAGUCCGACUCGAGCCGGGCGGAGGCCAAGAAGUCCGACUCGAGCCGGGCGGAGGCCAAGAAGUCCGACUCGAGCCGGGCGGAGGCCAAGAAGUCCGACUCGAGCCGGGCGGAGGCCAAGAAGUCCGACUCGACGCCGGCGGAGGCUACGAAGUCCGAAGUCAAGAAACUGGAGACAGAAAAGGUAGAGAGACGACAGGAGGAGGAGCCUAAAUCACCUCAGAGAGGUGUACCAGGGGACGGCCAGAAAACAGACAGCGUGUCUAAGCUACAUGCCACUAAAGAGUCUUUCAGUCUGACGGACUCUACCCUGCACCGUAUCCACGGAGACAUACGCAUCUCUCUGAAGACGGACAACCCUGACAUUAGUAAGUGUCUGACAGCGCUGGACCAACUCAGUAUGGUCUAUGUAACAUCACAACACGUCCAGAGACACAGUGAACUCAUCACUACGCUCAGAAAGAUGCGUCGUUUCCGCAGUAACCAGGACGUGAUGGACAAGGCAUCGAUGCUCUACAACCGCUUCAAGAACGCAUUCCUAUUGGUUAACGACAAGGAUAACGUCAUCAGCCCCGAGUUCCUCCGCUCGCUCCUGGAGGAGAAAGAGAGGGAGGAGGAGGAGAGGGUGGAGAGAUGGAGGGAGAAACAGAAGAGGAGGGGAGAGGUGCUGCAGGAGGUUCGCAGGAGGAUGAGUCAACUGGAGGAGAGGAGGGGAGGAGAGAAGGGGGUUGUGCCAGAGGAGGUGCCAGAGGAGGUGCCAGAGGGUGGGAGCUCCGAACUCCAAUAGCCUCAUCCUGAGCUCCACUGUGAGAAACGGAGCAGGGUGAAGUUGCCCCUAGACUCUUGGUGCAGGUUACAAUUUUCGACCACCAAUGGUUGAAGGUUAGUAUUUGGGGAGGGAAACUGAUUCUAGAUCUGUACCUGGGGGGGUGACAGAACAAUGGAACAUACAGAACAAUGGAACAUACAGAACAAUGGAACAUACAGAACAAUGGAACAUACAGAACAAUGGAACAUACAGAACAAUGGAACAUACAGAACAAUGGAACAUACAGAACAAUGGAACAUACCAACUCAGAAUCAGAGGGGGUGAACACGGAACAUACCAGCUGUCCAACUGGGGUUAUGAUACUCCCUCUCUUGUCCAAUCAGAGUAUUUGGACAACCUCCUCACCCAUAUUCAUUGGUAUCAUAUUCAUUGGUGCACACGGUUUCAAAAACAUUGCAGACUUUUUGCAAUGGAAAAGGACGAGUUUUUUUUAUUUAUUUUUUUAUUGUAUUUUUUUAUUGGACAAGUUCAGGGUGUUAGAUCUUCUAGUGAAUAGGGGUGUUUUCCUAAAGACAGACUCACCUGGGGAGUGUGUUAUGUCUCCUUUCCCUGAGGAUGAGAGGAGAGAAGGCCCUACUUAUAGGAUGUAGAAACCAGGGAACAGUUCAGUCUACACAUGUUUUUACUUUCCUGAUGAUUAUUGUUUAUUUUUUUAUAUAUACACCUUGUAUGUUCUCUUAAAUACUAUACUUAAUGUUGUUGUAUAGUUUUUAACGGUGAUGUAUAGACGACAUUCUACUUGGCUUGUACUCCUUGUCCUGCAGUAAGUAGCCGAGUUGGUUAUUGCUUUAGGCCAGAUGGCUAGUUGCCAAAAGCAGGUCUGGUUGCAUUACCCUUCAGGUAUCUCCUUCAAUAGCCAUCACUGCUCAUGGUUGUAACCCCCCCCCCAGGGCCAGACAGUAGCACACUGCUCAUGUUU